AUGAAAGACCCAGGCUUUAGUGACAAAGUUCACAUUUUCAAUCAUGUCGUUUUACGUCAAGACUGGUGUCUCAUUCUUGCGAUGAUCGUAUGUACCGUUGGAUGUGGAGCCGUGCCAGCGAUAACUUCCGUAUUGACUGGGUCGACUUUCGGGCUUCUUCAGAGCUAUGCCAUGUCGCAUGAACAGGUCCAUGUGCUCAUGCGGCAGCUAACGUUGAAGACGAUGGCCAUUUUGAUUACUGGAGUCGCGAGUGUUCCAGUGACUUGGUUGACGGUGUUUCUUUGGAUGUCGCUAGGAGAGAGACAGGUGGCACGGAUUCGCACGAGAAUCAGAGAUGAGUAUUUUCAGAAGUCGAUGGCAUGGUACGACGGUCAAGACCAAUUGAGCGGAGAUUUCACGCAAUUGAAUAGAUGUGUUGAAGAAGUACGGGCCGCUGCUUCUGAGGGCUCGGCUAUGGUUUUCCAAAAUGUGGUUACCGUGUUUGCAUUGUUUGGAAUUUCUCUGUACUAUUCAUGGUCCUUAACGUUGGUCACUUUGGCCAGCACGCCCAUUUUGGCUCUAAUAACGUUUCUGCUUUUGAAGCUGGUUAAUAAGUGUGCUAAGGCAGAGAAUAACGAGACGUCUCGCGCUUCUGAAGCUUUGGCCUUUUCGAUGAAUGCCGCCAAAAUGGUGAGGCUUCUGGGUACGCAGGAAGAGGAACUCGCCAAGUUUCGGUCGAGAAUCCUAGCGAGUCAGCGUCAUUUCGUCAACAUGUCUCUUUUUUCUAGUCUAAACUAUUCAUUUUUGAGAUUUUUGACGCUGUGCAUGUUCGUCCAAGGCUUUUGGUUUGGCAAUACGAUGGUCAGAAGGAACAAACUGACCGUACGUGACGUUAUGACGUGUUUCUCGGCCUGUGUCCUUCUUGUAAGCACUGCCAACAACAUUUCGCAUCAAACUAUUGUUCUACAGAAAGGUUUUGUUGCAAUGCAAAGGAUUAUGGAUUUUUUUACCACACCCGAAGAGCCCAAAUUGACAUUAGUGCAGAAAGUGAACAAUUCUUACCCUCAACCUGGUAUUAUUUUUGAAAAUGUGAGUUUUUCUUAUCCAACGAGACCUAAUGACAUGGUCCUUGAGAAUGUGAGCUUGAAGUUCCCCUCGAAUCAAACAACUUUUGUCGUAGGCAAAUCAGGUUCAGGAAAAUCGAGUAUUGGCAACCUUCUUCUAAGAUUCUACGCUCCUAAUUCUGGAACUAUUUUAGUAAAUGGGGUGAACAUCGCGGCCUUAAGCGAAAAAGCUCUCUUAGCUAACGUAACACUACUUGAGCAAAAUUGCACGCUUCUACAAGAUACAAUAGAGGCCAACAUUUUAAUGGGAAAUAAGGAAAUAAGCUCCAAAUGUGAGCUUAUGCGGGAGGCAUGCCAGAUGGCGCUUCUUUCUCGAAUACUAGAUGAUCUUUGCCUGGGCCUGCAGACUUUAGUCGGAGAAUCGGGCUUAGAUUUAAGCGGUGGUGAGAAACAGCGAGUGGCAUUGGCUCGGGCUCGCAUAAAAGACAGUGCAAUUUUGAUUCUCGAUGAAGCGUUAAGCGCACAAGAUAGGGUUCACCACACCCUACUUAUGGAGGCGAUUCGGCAUUGGAGAAAAAACAAGACAACAAUCAUAAUUACUCACGAUCUUUCUGACAUUCAAAGUCAUGACUAUUUGUACGUUUUUGAUAGCGGAAAAGUCGCUGAGGCGGGAGUUAAGGAGGAUUUGCUGGCGAAUCCCUUUUCUCAGUUGUCAAAUUUACAAUUGCUUCAAGAUGAUACCCAAUUUGAUAAUGACGUGAAAACUUUAAGUGAGGGUGAACGACCAGGCUACAAUGAUAAGGUGGACGGCUUUAUAGUCGAAGAAAAGGUUUUAGGCUCUGAGGCCGGGACACCAAAGUCUGAGAGGACUGUGGGUGUGUUUGGCCUCGAAGAUGUAAACCCUCUAUAUGAGGGUAAAAAAUCGAUCGAUUUGCUCGAAGAACGUGUUCUUGCCCCUCAACAACGCACCGUUUUGAAAGCUUUGGUCCUCCUCGAUCCUCCGGAGCUGAACGCUGACGCGGAAAAGAACACAACAGAAAACAAGAAAGCGGAAACAACAUCGUUCAAACAUAUCAUGCAAAAAAUGAUCGAGACUGUUACCCAAAAAAAAUGGUUGGCCGCCGGUUUAGUUUGCUCAGUGGUUGCCGGCGCGACUAAUCCUCUUUUCUCUUACACCUUCUCCAAACUUUUGGGUGCUGUAUCGACCGCCAAUGAAGAUGACAGGAAAGCGAGCUACUUGGCAGAAUGGUCUGGAGUUGUCUUGGCCGUUGCUUUCGGGGACUUUUUGUUCACUUUUUUAAAAGGGUUUAUCUUGGCGUAUUGCAGUGAAGGUUGGAUAACAACUUUAAGGUUAGAAUCGUUUGAGAAAAUUUCGAGGCACGGCUUUGCCUGGUUCGGUUCACAUACUAAUGACACUGCUGCUGUUUCUGCUUUAAUUUUAAACGAUCUAAGGGAUCUGAGAUGUCUCGUUUCUGACUUCAUUUCAGCCUUGAUGACAUUGAUUGUCGUGUCGUCAUGCGGACUUACUUGGGCUCUUGUUUCUGGCUGGAAGUUGAGCCUAGUAUGUAUUAGCUUGGCUCCUUUGUUUCUGUGUUUCACUGGGAUAUAUGGGUCUUUAAUGCAGGCGCGUGAAACAGAAUAUAAAAAUGCAAUUGCAAAACUCGAAUGCUUGCUGUACGAGAUAACCCAAACAGUGAAGACCGUCAGAUGCUUUUCGUUACAGAAUCAUUUCAAAGAGAAAUAUUUAUCAUUGGAACUGUUGGUGUCAACUUGCGGAAAGAAGAGGGCUUUGGCGGUAGGCUUUGGCGUAUCUUCCUCUAAUGCCUUGGUUGCGAUAACCCAAUCAAUCUUACUCUAUUAUGGUCUUAAGCUAGUCCUUACCAAUGAAUACUCUGUCGGGACAAUGUUCACUACUCUGACACUGCUUCUCUUUACUAUUAUGACGAGCAUGAGUUUGAUAUCUGGAAUGCCUGAAAUUAACCGAGGCAAACGCGCUGCCUUCAAAGUGUUUCAACUCCUAGAAGAGAUCGAUGAAAGUGAAAUGGUGCAAACCGGGAAACGUACACAAUCCUUCCACACUUCAACUCAGUUACCCUUGAUCAGAUUUAAUGGGCUGACCUUCUCAUAUGCAGCGAUCCCGCAUACGGCCGUCUUGAGGAAUUUGUACCUGGACAUCAUGCAAGGGGAAGUGGUGGGUUUAGUAGGUCAGCCCGGCUGCGGGAAAUCCACAUUGUGGCAAAUUAUAACGGCAAUAUAUCAGGUUGAAAAUGGAAUGUUAUUUAUCGAUGGAAGUGACGUCAACGAAUGGAACAUUGAAGCACUACGGGAUCAAGUCGCUGUUGUUGAACAAAAAUGCAAUUUGAUAUCUGGGUCCGUUAUUGAUUGUUUGAAGUAUGGAAACAAAAAUUUUUUGGCAGAAGCAGAAAUACUAGACGCGCUCGCAGUUGUGGACAUGGUUGAUUUCGUUAUGGCACUUCCUCACGGGUUAAGCACUCCAAUAGACAAUUGCGUUCUUUCUGGAGGACAGCUUCAACGAAUUGCCAUUGCGCGCGCUCUUCUGAGAAAGCCCAAACUCCUGAUCUUGGAUGAAUGCUCUUCAGCUCUAGAUGCAGCACACGCUCAUUCCCUUUCCAAUUUCAUUCGAAGUGGGAUACCAGGCACGACAAUAUUAGUGAUCACACAUAGCGAACAAAUGUUAAACGCCUGUUCUCGGGCAGUAACUUUGAAAAGUGGGAGAGUAGUUAACGACAAUAGGUCGUGUCAAACCAAAUAA
Molecule: messenger RNA, 3816 nt
Organism: Lachancea mirantina
Lineage: Eukaryota; Fungi; Ascomycota; Saccharomycetes; Saccharomycetales; Saccharomycetaceae
Source: the annotation of a GenBank genome assembly